Molecule: messenger RNA, 1146 nt
Organism: Oxyura jamaicensis (ruddy duck)
Lineage: Eukaryota; Metazoa; Chordata; Aves; Anseriformes; Anatidae
Product: cytochrome c, somatic-like
Exons: 3
Coding region: 318-635 (105 amino acids)
Biological process (GO): mitochondrial electron transport, ubiquinol to cytochrome c; mitochondrial electron transport, cytochrome c to oxygen
Cellular component (GO): mitochondrial intermembrane space
Molecular function (GO): electron transfer activity; heme binding
Source: RefSeq, a predicted model, not a curated record
CUGGGAAGAACCUUUCCAUACAAAGCAUUAUUAAAUUGCAUGGCUUGCUGUGACAUGACGGUAUGGAGCUGAAGACACAGAUGCUUUUAAGCAGGGAUUAUAGGACAGAAUGAAGGAUAGCUGUAACGAUUAAGCACAGUGGUUUCCUUUUCAGAUCCUGCUUAAAAGUGCCUGCUUGUUGCCUGCUGAAAGUUGCCCAAGGAAGGACACUGUACGUGCCUUGUGUCAACGCUCUCAGGUAUCAGACGGUUUAUUAUUUUCUUCCUGCUCGGUUACGUGUGAGAAAGGAAGGACAAACAGCAUCUCUAGAGCUCAGAAUGGGUGAUGUUGAAAAAGGCAAGAAGAUCUUUAUUCAGAAAUGUUCUCAGUGCCACACAGUUGAAAAAGGUGGAAAGCACAAGACAGGACCAAAUCUUUGGGGUUUAUUUGGCCGCAGAACAGGACAAGCUGCAGGAUUUUCUUACUCAGAUGCAAACAAGAACAAAGGAGUUACCUGGAGUGAGAGUACACUGAUGGAGUAUUUGGAAAACCCUAAGAAAUACAUUCCUGGUACUAAAAUGAUUUUUGCUGGAAUUAAAAAGCAGAAUGAAAGAGCUGAUCUUAUUGCAUAUUUGAAAAAGGCAACUUCUUCAUGAAACAUGGCUACAGCAACUGUACUAACAGUGCAAAUGCUUUUAAUUUUGAGUAGCUGCUAUGUCAGGUUCUAGCAUUUUAAUGUUUAUUGUUCAUUAGGGAGUGGCCUUAGCAAAACCAAAGAAAUAUAUGUUUUAAGAUGCUGCAUCCUAAUAAAUGAGACUGAGAGGUGAGCAUUAUUCAUAUUGUGUCAUGUAGUAGUUCAUAGACGUUUGUGGAGUGCACUACAGGAAAAUAUUGUUCCUUUCUUAAAAGAGAUCUGGGAACCCAAUUCUGCAACUAGUUAUUCAAACACUAAAACUAUUAUUAUCUGGUUGUGCCUACAUAAAUAGGAAAACUCCUAUAAGUAUUAGAAUUGAUGACUAAAUUAAGUUUUUCUUUUGGAGAAAAGUCCUCAGCAUUACCAUCUGGGAAGAAAGGUACUAUAUGCAGUAGACAGGAGAAUAUGACCUUACAUUAAAAGAAGACUGUAUUGAGGAUGAUGGAAGUGGAAUAUCAGGAAUAUCAGAUAUG